AUGCAGUUUGGAGUUCGAGUUUAUAUAGUGUUCUCUAUGAUCUUUACUAUUAAUAAUGUUAUAUCUUUCUCAUUGCAACAACGUUGCUACUUCAAUGACUGUAUUGUAUUUCCCGAUUCGGAUUUAUUUACACAUCUUCAAAAUAAAGUAGAAGAAACAACAACGGAUCAGUCAAGGCAAUCGGAAUCAAAACAGAAUGAGGGUUAUUGUGGUAUGCAUCGUUCUAAGUCAAUGAACAGCCGAAUAUAUGGAGGUGAGAUAACAACUUUAGGAGAAUUUCCAUGGAUGGCGAUUUUGGGAUACGGUUUUACAGAUAAUGUUAAAUUUAUGUGUGCCGGAGUCCUGAUCAGUCCCAGACUUGUUCUAACCGCAGGACAUUGCGUUACUGGACCGGCUUUGGUCGACUCUGGACCACUACGAGUUGUUCGCUUGGGAGAAUACAAUCUGAAAUCAAAUCCUGAUUGUUUGAAGAAGAAAUGUGCUUUACCUCAUCAGCAAGUAAAGGUUUUAAAAAAACACCCGCAUCCAAAUUACAAAUCGUAUAGAAGAGAACAUGAUAUUGCUAUCGUUGAAUUGGAAAAAGAUAUAAAAUUCACAGAUUAUGUUCAACCUAUAUGCUUGCCAACAAAUGUGGAACCUAAAAUAAGCUAUGGAAAACACUAUUCUAUUGCUGGCUGGGGAAAAACACAAUCAGCCCUUAGCAGUGAUGUGAUGCUGAAAGCUGAAGUACCUUUAAUGCCAAAUUUUGCCUGUGCCAAAGCAUAUGGGAUGGCAAAUGUUUCUGAUCUUCAUGAUGGUCAACUAUGUGCUGGUGGCGAGGAAGGCAUCGACUCUUGCAGAGGUGAUAGCGGUGGACCUCUGAUGGCUAAAUCUGAAUCUUCAAAUGACGACUUGGGACCUUGGUAUGCAAUUGGGAUAGUUUCAUAUGGUAUAACACCAUGUGGAUCAAUUGGAAAACCUGCUGUUUAUACAGAUGUUUUAUAUUACAUGAACUGGAUCAGAAGUAUUAUGUCAAAUUAUGAUCAAAAAUAAUUAGAAAUA
Messenger RNA from Ctenocephalides felis (cat flea), 1041 nucleotides. Its product is annotated as CLIP domain-containing serine protease 2-like. Gene Ontology annotation, molecular function: serine-type endopeptidase activity. Lineage: Eukaryota; Metazoa; Arthropoda; Insecta; Siphonaptera; Pulicidae. The transcript is spliced from 7 exons. The coding region runs from base 1 to 1032 and encodes 343 amino acids. Gene Ontology annotation, biological process: proteolysis. The record is from RefSeq and is a predicted model, not a curated record.